Messenger RNA from Salmo salar (Atlantic salmon), 828 nucleotides. The record is from RefSeq and is a predicted model, not a curated record. Lineage: Eukaryota; Metazoa; Chordata; Actinopteri; Salmoniformes; Salmonidae.
AUGGGAGUGUACCGCUUACACCCUACACCCUACCCCCUGCUCCCUACCCCCUGCUCCCUACACCCUACACCCUGCUCCCUACACCCUACCCCCUGCUCCCUACCCCCUGCUCCCUACACCCUACCCCCUGCUCCCUACACCCUACCCCCUGCUCCCUACACCCUACUCCCUGCUCCCUACACCCUACCCCUUGCUCCCUACCACCCCUGCUCCCUACACCCUACCCCCUGCUCCCUACACCCUACCCCUGCUCCCUACACCCUACCCCCUGCUCCCUACACCCUACCCCCUGCUCCCUACACCCUACCCCCUGCUCCCUACACCCUGCUCCCUACACCCUACCCCCUGCUCCCUACACCCUACCCCCUGCUCCCUACACCCCUACCCCCUGCUCCCUACACCCUGCUCCCUACACCCUACCCCUGCUCCCUACACCCUACCCCCUGCUCCCUACACCCUACCCCCUGCUCCCUACACCCUACACCCUGCUCCCUACACCCUGCCCCCUGCUCCCUACACCCUGCCCCCUGCUCCCUACACCCCUACCCCUUGCUCCCUACACCCUACCCCCUGCUCCCUACACCCUACCCCCUGCUCCCUACACCCUACACCCUGCUCCCUACACCCUGCCCCCUGCUCCCUACACCCUGCCCCCUGCUCCCUACACCCUACCCCUUGCUCCCUACACCCUACCCCCUGCUCCCUACACCCUACCCCCUGCUCCCUACACCCUACACCCUGCUCCCUACACCCUACCUGCUGUUCCCUACACCCUACCCGCUGCUCCCUAACACUCUGACUCCUACCACCCUACUCCCUGACUCCUAG